AACGGCAUCAACCUGAGAAUCUAGUAUGGCGUUUAUUGUAGAAGCAGCUGCUCGCGUGAUUUGAAAAUAUAACUUGUUUUGUGACUGGUAACCCGCCGGUGGACGAAGAGUAAAACACGGACGCUUACGCUUACGCUGUUGGUGAUUGUAAGGACCGAGCCGCGUCGCAAUUUCGAUUAGUAUCACAUCAUUAUCAGCAUCAUCAUCAUCAUGACGGACCGGACCGAGCUGAGGAUGAACGUGGCUGCGUUGAAACGAGUUGACCCUUACGUCAAGGAUAUUCUGGAGACGGCGACUCACGUAGCCCUGUACACGUUCAAUGCAGAAGAGAACGAGUGGGAGAAGACCGACAUUGAGGGUGCUCUUUUUCUCUAUUCAAGGAAUGGCGAGCCGUACAACAGUAUUCUCAUAAUGAACAGAUUGAACACAAAUAAUUUGGUGGAACCAGUUGCACCUGGAUUAGAUCUACAACUACAGGAACCAUUUCUGCUAUAUAGAAAUUCCAGAUGCAACAUCUAUGGAAUCUGGUUCUAUGAGAAGGAGGAAUGCGUGCGUAUUGCAAACAUGUUGAAUAAACUGCUGAAGGAGUGCGAAGAAAGCCGCAAAGUCAACAACAAGCCGGUGGUUAAGGCAAAAAAGGCUUCGGGUCUUAACAUGAACAAUGUGGAUAUAUUCAGUAUGCUCAGCAAAGCACAGGAGGACUUCAACACUAGUAGAAAUAGUGGAGGAGGUGGCGGUGGUAGUAGUGAUAGUAGUGGCAAUGCGGUGGUCGGAUCUAAAUCACCACUGAGAACAUUCGCAUCGGACAACAUUAUUGGACCACUUUCCGCUCCCCUUGGUCCCGAUGUUACUUCGCAGAGCGUAAUGGACUUUUUUGCCAAGGCAAAGGUGAACACUGGGCAUUUCAAAGCGGGCGACCAGCCCACUCCAGUCGUGGUCGAGAGUAAACCUCUCCUCGCACGUUUAAUGUCCCAUCCGGCGGCACAUACUUUGGAACAUAUUGAGAAGCAACAGAGAUCCAUAACACCGCAGCCGUCCACCCAGCAGUCACAACCAACAGCUAUACCCGGCUCCGUGAACCGGUCUAAGAGACGAAACAAACCGAUUUCCCAACAAGAAUCAUUAAUGUCCACGUCGGCGCCAAUCUCACAAGAUCUUCCGCUGCCUACCGCUCAGGGUGAUUUGGAUGGCUCGACAGGGUUCCUCAGGAUACAGUCGCCGACCAACACAACGCCCUCCACCUUAAGGAAUCAUCAGGCUUCGAACAUUACCAAUACCAACAAUGUCAAUCCACUUGCAUCGUUAUUUGCUCAGGCUUCCGGAAAUGCAUCAUCAGAUGACAUCAUACCAACGUCGUUGUCAGGAAGAGGAUCGGCGCCGGCAUUGAUACCGCCUGUGAUGUUCGCGGCACCCAGUCCGCCCGAUCCGCCGUUAAACCGACCGUUAGAGCCACUAACGAGGAAUCAACUCUUGCAGGCGUUCGACUACCUACUAAAAAGCGAUCCGGAUUUCGUCAACAAGUUGCACGAGGCCUAUGUGAAAUCAUUCGGAGAGAUACUUUCCUAAAUCUAUCGCAUUAAUGCAGCACUAUUGAGAAACCCAUUCGGGUUGCGACUGAUGACUCGAUUAAGCUAAAUCUCAAUAUUCCUAUGUUACAUGUGCAUGUACAUAAAAAUGAGACGCGGUGUGCUUGAAAUUCAACUGAUCCGAGAGAUCAAGAAUCAUCUUUUCUGACUUUCUUUUUUUUUUUAUCAAAGGAAAGAAAAUUUCCGUUCUAGCUGCGAGGGCUAGAUUGUGGGUACAAAGAUAGAAGGCGAUACAAUGUGUACACCUCGAACAGUAUUUUUAUAAAGCAAUGUGCUCAUUUCCCGUAUAGAAAAAACGUAUUCCAUGUAGCGAGGACGUAAUCGGGGGACGGAAGUGAGUGAAAAAUCUUCUGCGGGACAAAUUGGAAACAAUGAUAUAUACAUGAAAGGAAAAAAAAACAACAGGCGGUUUUUAAACUGUGAUGCCAAAACAUUUAUAUUAUACGCGCGUUUUAUGGUUAAAAUUUCGAUGCAGCACGAGAUCGUUUUUUCUGAGCUGAUCAAAUGGAAUGAAUACCUAUUUUAUAGAGUAAUGACGUAUCCUUCCCAUAAUGCCGAUAUGGUAUGUGUAUGUUAUCGAUGAUGAAGAACAAAUAAAUAGGAACAAGAGACACACAU
Messenger RNA from Ooceraea biroi (clonal raider ant), 2204 nucleotides. It is a transcript of the gene DCP1, whose product is annotated as decapping mRNA 1. Gene Ontology annotation, biological process: deadenylation-independent decapping of nuclear-transcribed mRNA; deadenylation-dependent decapping of nuclear-transcribed mRNA; positive regulation of catalytic activity. Gene Ontology annotation, molecular function: mRNA binding; enzyme activator activity. Gene Ontology annotation, cellular component: P-body. The record is from RefSeq and is a predicted model, not a curated record. NCBI's taxonomy places the organism in Eukaryota, Metazoa, Arthropoda, Insecta, Hymenoptera, Formicidae.